UCGAACUCACGUAGGAUCUCCCAACCUCUUGAAGCUACUACAGCUUCCGGACAAGGUCGAGCGUAAGAGUCGGAAACUAUGUUCUCCGCAUGACGACGGAGGAGGAGGAGACAACAUUACCCCCAUCCCCAUCCCAUUUCAUGCAAGAUUUCAAACUCUGCGGCUCUGAGAAGCUCGUCCUUCUCGUUCUUUGCAUUCCCUUCCGUCGAUCAUGCCCUCCUCGCUCUAUAUAAUCGCCAUCUCCGCAGUGUCAUCGCCUACCGAAUCACUUCACUCUCUUCCUUCCUUCCUUCUCCGAACCAGUAUAACAUCAUGACAUCGGCAAAUCGCCUGUGUUUCUUGUUUGCCUUCAUUGUGUUAGGUUUCAGGGCGUCCGGUGUCGCUUGCCGCCGCACCGCUGCAGACAUGGCCAUGUCCCUCAGGCACGAGCGGUGGAUGGCGCAGCACGGGCGCGUGUACAGGGACGCAGCGGAGAAGGACCGCCGGUUCCAGAUCUUCAAACGCAACGUCGAGUACGUAAUCACCGUCAACGACGCCCACCGCAAGUACAAGCUCCGCAUCAACCGGUAUGCUGACCUAACGAACGAUGAGUUCAAGGCUUCGCACGGUGGAUUCAGGCCGACGCCUACGAAGGCGGCUCCAACCUUCAGAUACGAGAACGAGACGAUCGUGCCUCCCACCGUGGACUGGAGGAGUAGGGGAGCAGUGACGCCUGUCAAGAAUCAAGGAGAAUGCGGAUGCUGUUGGGCCUUCUCGGCUGUAGCCGCAGCAGAAGGCAUCAUCAAGCUCAAAACCGGAAAGCUGAUCCCUUUGUCGGUACAAGAACUCAUAGACUGCAGCGUCUACGGCGAGGACCGAGGAUGCAAUGGGGGCGCAGUCGAGGAUGCCUUCGAGUUCAUCAUCAGCAACGGCGGGUUGACGACCGAUGCAAACUACCCUUACACCGCAUCCGACGGCACCUGCGACGCCGUCAAGUCAUCCUCCAAAGAAGCCACCAUAAGCGGGUAUGAGAGCGUGCCGGGGAUCGGUGAGCCGUCGCUGCUGAAGGCAGUAGCACGCCAGCCCGUCUCAGUCGCCAUCGACGCCGGCGGACCGGAGUUCCAGUUCUACUCGAGUGGCGUGUUCACGGGCAAGUGCGGCACCAACCUGGAUCAUGGAGUGACCGUCGUCGGCUACGGUACGACGGCCGAUGGAACUCGGUACUGGCUCGUGAAGAACUCAUGGGGUGCGUCGUGGGGCGAGAGUGGGUACAUGAGGAUCCAGAGAGGUGCUGCUGGUGCACCGGAAGGGCUCUGCGGCAUUGCUAUGUACGCUUCUUAUCCAACCGUGUGAGGAAGCUCGGAGGCGUCGCCUUCGAAUCCAAGUCCAAUAAAAAGGGCAUUGACUGACUGUCAUACGUCAUCCAUAGUAAACCAUGGUGCUGACAGUUAUCAAAGUGGCACGAAUACUUUGGCUUGUGAAAUGCGUAAAUGAAA
Musa acuminata subsp. malaccensis (wild Malaysian banana) is the source of this 1475-nucleotide messenger RNA. Its product is annotated as senescence-specific cysteine protease SAG39. NCBI's taxonomy places the organism in Eukaryota, Viridiplantae, Streptophyta, Magnoliopsida, Zingiberales, Musaceae. Gene Ontology annotation, molecular function: cysteine-type endopeptidase activity. Gene Ontology annotation, cellular component: lysosome. The record is from RefSeq and is a predicted model, not a curated record.